AUGAUCUCCUUCCUCACCGUUGCAAGAUACGCAGCCCCACUGCUAGCAAGCGUCCUUAUCGGACGGAUCGCCCGAGACGACCCUGCCUAUCGGUGGGAAAUGGGCCUUUGUGUCGCAUCAGGCGCGAUCUGCGCCUACGUUUACCUUCGGGUUGACAUGGUUUUCCGUGGGCCACCCGACAGUCACGUCUAA
Messenger RNA from Fusarium venenatum, 192 nucleotides. Lineage: Eukaryota; Fungi; Ascomycota; Sordariomycetes; Hypocreales; Nectriaceae. The record is from RefSeq and is a predicted model, not a curated record.